AUGGAGGAGGUGGCGGGCUGCCCGGUGCGUCGGCUGCCGUGUGUCCGGAAGGCGUUGGCCUUCGGUAGCUUUGGCUUGGCGUUGGUGGUGUUCUACUUGCUCUGCAGACUGCACUGCGCGCUGCACAAGCCGCUCGAGUCCACCGCGGCUGACUCAGAGGGCGCUGGGGGCUUCACGAAGCUGGGGACUUCCGGGGGCCUCCGAGGACCCAACGGCCGGAGCGUCUGCUCUGCUGAGAGCCCCAGGCUCCCCCCCGGGGGGCCUUUUCUGUUCUCUGGUCUUGUCUUCCAGUGGGACAUAGCUGAAGUGCAGCUGAAUCACACAGGGCUCCGUCAGGACCCCAGACUGCACUGGAAGGGCGGCCCCGCGCUGGGCCGCUCCUUUCUGCACGGACCGGAGCUGGAUAAUGGGCAGCUACGCGUCCGUCGAGACGGUAUCUACAGGCUGCAUAUCCAGGUGACGCUGAUGAACUGCUCCUCCACGUGGGCCUCCGUGCCCCAAGGGGCCACCCUGGCCGUGGGCAUCUGCUCCCCGGCCACCCACGCCAUCAGCUUGCUGCGCCUCCACUUCCAGCAGAGCUGCACCGUCGCCUCCCAGCGCCUGACGCCCCUGGCGCACGGGGACACCCUCUGCGCGGACCUCACCCAAACGCUGCUGCCUUCCCCAAACACCGAUGAGACAUUCUUUGGCAUUCAGUGGGUGCACCCCUGACCCCGGCUCCUGGGUUGUCUGUUUCUAUUUUUCUGUGAAAAAAAAAAAAAUGGGGGUGGUUGGGCUCCCCUUGCUGUGCUAUAGAGAAAGGAAGAAGAUGGGAAGACACAGAGGGACUUAUUAAUCUAAAGGACGCACGGUGUCAGUCGUCUGGGGGUCAGUAACAUCGAAGAGAUGGCGGAAACGGAGGGCUGGAAACGGAGGGCUGGAAACGGUCAGGAACGUUGACGAUUCUAGUAGGAGGAAGUUAAACCCAUGGUCAGAAGGGGCACCAUUUUGCUCUUUGUAUUAUGGUUUUGUUUCCGAGAUUUUUGCUACAGGGUGUGUGUGCUCACGGGAGAGACAGAAUGUGAGAAACCAUUCAGGACUGAGUAAUAUUCCCUUGCAAGAGCGGGCGUGUAUAUAUAGUUUUAGAAAACACAGAGGGGUUCCUUUGGCCACAUAUGUACGAGUCUACAAGAACGGGGAUAUGGUAGACACUGAGGAAAUGGGUAUGUUCAAAAAGGAGUGCCCCACAAAUGUGAGCAUGACCCUGUAGAAAAGUCUACAAUGUUACCCAGCAGGCUGCUGGCAUUGUUGUGAACAAACAAGUUAAGGGCAAGAUUCUUGCCGAGAGAAUUAAUGUGCUAUUGAGCAUAUCAAGCAUUCUAAGAGCAGAGAUAGCUUCCUAAAGCGUGCGAAGGAAAACGAUCUGAAAAAGAAGAAAGUUAUGGAGAAAGGGACUGGGGUUCAACUGAAAUGUCACCCUGCUCCACCCAGAGAAGCCACUUUGUAAGAACCAAUGAAAAGGAGCCUGAGCUUCUGGAACCUAUUCCCUAUGAAUUCGUGGCCGUGAUGAUGUAAAAAAUAAACUAAUCUAUCAUAUAUAUACGUAUAUAAGAGCAUGGGGAUUCCUUCAUGCUACUAUGAAUCACCUAGAAGAACCACUACGUGGUUCAGGAAUUUUUCUCCUAAGUAUAUAUUUGAAGACAUAAAAUUAGGCACUUGAAGGCAUACAUAUUCUUCCACAUUAACCACAGGGUUAUUCACAAUAGCUACAAUAUGAAAAUCACCUAAGGCUGUGGUUCUAAAAAGGAUCAAGAAAAACUAUAGAUACAUGCCCAUUCUUGCAAGGGAAUAUUACUCAGUCCUGGUCAGCCGUGCAGGAGUUCAGUGACGUAACCAUUACACCAUCUGCUGGUCCCCAAAGUCCAAAUUCUUGCGUUAUGGAUAUGAAGUGUCAGUUGGCUGCAGGAUUGCCACAGUCUUCAGCCUUGCUCAGACAGUGGUUCUGUGUGUCUGGCAUUCCAAAGUGCUGUGACAGCCUCCAGGAAGGAAGGUCGGACUCACAGGUUGAUCAUUUAGAAAAAAGACAACACUAGGACCAGCAGUUAGUGUAAUGGCUAUGUCGCUGGACUCCCAUGUA
Molecule: messenger RNA, 2116 nt
Organism: Tupaia belangeri chinensis (Chinese tree shrew)
Lineage: Eukaryota; Metazoa; Chordata; Mammalia; Scandentia; Tupaiidae
Gene: CD70
Product: CD70 molecule
Exons: 4
Coding region: 1-711 (236 amino acids)
Biological process (GO): immune response; tumor necrosis factor-mediated signaling pathway
Cellular component (GO): extracellular exosome; plasma membrane
Molecular function (GO): tumor necrosis factor receptor binding
Source: RefSeq, a predicted model, not a curated record